AUGGCAUCUCGUCAACAAAAUCGACAAGAACUUGACGACAGGGCAAGGCAUGGAGAGACUGUAGUUCCUGGUGGCACUGGUGGCAAGAGCCUUGAGGCUCAGGAACACCUUGCUGAAGGGAGGAGCAGAGGGGGCCAAACAAGGAAGGAGCAGCUAGGAACAGAAGGGUAUCAAGAGAUGGGGCGCAAGGGUGGGUUGAGCACAAUGGACAAAUCAGGAGGAGAGCGUGCUCAAGAGGAGGGUGUUGACAUCGAUGAGUCCAAGUUCAGGACUGGUAGUAAGAAUCAGAACCAGUGA
Messenger RNA from Abrus precatorius (Indian licorice), 297 nucleotides. Its product is annotated as protein SLE2. The transcript is spliced from 2 exons. Gene Ontology annotation, biological process: response to abscisic acid. Bases 1 to 297 code for a protein of 98 amino acids. Lineage: Eukaryota; Viridiplantae; Streptophyta; Magnoliopsida; Fabales; Fabaceae. Gene Ontology annotation, cellular component: cytosol. The record is from RefSeq and is a predicted model, not a curated record.